Molecule: messenger RNA, 1784 nt
Organism: Pleuronectes platessa (European plaice)
Lineage: Eukaryota; Metazoa; Chordata; Actinopteri; Pleuronectiformes; Pleuronectidae
Gene: asl
Product: argininosuccinate lyase
Exons: 16
Coding region: 141-1553 (470 amino acids)
Cellular component (GO): cytosol
Molecular function (GO): argininosuccinate lyase activity
Source: RefSeq, a predicted model, not a curated record
CACUCAGAUGGGAAGGUUCCUAAGCCAAAUGGAGUAUUGGGACGCAGCCUCCGCUUCAGAGCGUCAGUCGGUGACGUCACGGCCAAGCGUGUUUACAUCGGGCUCAUAUCAGACAGCUCGAGUCUCCACCGGCAGUAAACAUGGCCGCCACAGAGGGAAGCAAGCUGUGGGGGGGCCGCUUCGUGGGAGACACCGACCCAGUCAUGGAGAAGUUCAACGCGUCCAUCGCGUAUGACCAGAGGAUGUGGGACGCUGAUGUCCGGGGGAGCAAGGCGUACGCGAGGGCUCUGGAGAAGGCAGAGCUGCUCACCGCCGAAGAGGUGAAGCAGAUCCUGCCCGGGCUGGAGCAGAUUUCUGAAGAGUGGUCUAAAGGUGUUUUUGUUAUUAAACCUGGAGAUGAAGAUAUUCAUACUGCCAACGAGCGCAGACUCAAGGAGCUGAUUGGUGCUCCAGCGGGGAAGCUGCACACUGGCAGGAGCAGAAAUGACCAGGUGGUGACUGACAUGAGGCUGUGGCUGCGAGACGCCAUCUCAACCCUCACGGAAGAUGCCCUCCAGAUGAUCUCUACCAUGGUGGAGCGGGCUGCAGCGGAAAUCGACGUCCUGUUUCCCGGUUACACCCACAUGCAAAGAGCUCAGCCAAUCAGGUGGAGUCACUGGAUUCUAAGUCACGCUGUUGCUCUGAGCAGAGAUGUCGACCGGCUUCAGGAGAUCAGGAGAAGAGUUAAUAUUUUACCUCUUGGAAGCGGUGCCAUCGCUGGAACGCCGUUUGACAUCGACAGGGAGCUACUGCGGAAAGAGUUGGAGUUUGAGGACAUCAGUCUAAACAGUAUGGACGCCACGGGCCAAAGAGACUUUAUUGUGGAGUUCUUGUUCUGGGCGUCGUUGUGUGUGACCCACCUCAGUAAGAUGGCGGAGGACCUGCUGCUGUACAGCACAAAGGAGUUCUCCUUCAUCACCCUGUCGGACGCCUACAGCACAGGCAGCAGUCUGAUGCCCCAGAAGAAGAACGCCGACAGUCUGGAGCUGAUCAGGAGCAAAGCAGGUCGUGUCUUUGGUCAAUGUGCAGGGUUCAUGAUGACGCUGAAGGGCCUGCCCAGCACCUACAACAAAGACCUGCAGGAGGACAAGGAGGCCAUGUUUGACUGCUAUGAUACUGUGCAUGCUGUGCUGCAGGUGACGACUGGAGUCAUGUCAACUCUCAAGAUCAACCAGAGUGUGAUGGAAGCGGCCCUCAGUCCUGACAUGUUGGCUACAGAUCUGGCCUACUACCUUGUGAGGAAGGGGAUGCCAUUCAGAGAGGCCCAUGGCGUCUCUGGUAAAGCUGUUUUUAUGGCUGAGUCCAAAAGUAUCGCACUGAACCAACUCACUGUGGAAGACCUGAGUGCUCUUAGCCCGCUGUUUGGAAGCGAUGUGUCCUCCGUGUGGGACUACAGGAGCAGUGUGGAGCAGUACAGCGCCCCCGGAGGCACAGCCAAGAGUAGCGUCCUUGCACAGGUGGAACACCUGAGGAACUGGAUCAAGAAACUGAAAACAGUGACCUCGGCCAAGUAACACCUUGUAUAUUUGUAUAUCGGGUUUACUGAUAAUACGAUAAUGACGUAUCAGACUGAGGUCAGGAAGAAUUAGAAACCACGUUGCCUUUCAAACACCCACCCUUCUUCUUUUCAAGCAACCGUAUUGACAGAGGAGUCAGUUGAUCAGGCACAGAGAGCAAAUGUUACAAAAGACCUGACUCGUGUAAACGUAUUCGACAAAUAAGGAAUAAAUGUUACUUGUGUUUUA